AUGCAGAGUGCAAACAGGACAGUUGAACAGACCUUGGGUCUCACUAAGAAUGUACCUUUUAUCUUUGGAACUAUAACAGUAUACUUACAAGUCCACAUCAUCACUGACCCGGCAUAUAAAGUGCUAUUGGGCAGACCAUUUGAUGUAUUGACAGAGAGUACUGUACAGAAUUAUAAAGAUGGGGGACAAACUCUUAUCAUAGCGGAUCCUAAUUCAACACAACGAUGUGUGUUGCCUACACAUGAAAGAGGAAGACCACCUGUUGUAAUAAAAGCAGAAAUUCCUAAGCCAUCUGAGGAUUUUUGGUCUUUGAUGAAUUGA
This is a messenger RNA of Laccaria bicolor S238N-H82, 321 nucleotides long. RefSeq lists its product as uncharacterized. The transcript has a single exon. The record is from RefSeq and is a predicted model, not a curated record. The coding region runs from base 1 to 321 and encodes 106 amino acids. NCBI's taxonomy places the organism in Eukaryota, Fungi, Basidiomycota, Agaricomycetes, Agaricales, Hydnangiaceae.